UGUUUUAUGUUUUUUAAUGUAAUAAUUGUAAAGUUUUAUUGUAUUUUAUUUUAACUAAAUUACAUACUAAAAUAUAAACAAAAGAAAUUGAUGUCAGUGAAACGAAGCAGUAACAAAUAAAUAACAAGCUUCCACUUCCACAGCAAAUUACAUUUAUUUUUAAAAAUGCUGAGCUUUUCUUCACAGGAUUCCAUUAGCAGUAUGAAACCUGAGUGUGAUGCCCUAUCACAUAAAGAAAAAAUCGCAUUUUUACCCGAAAAGGAACUUCUUCAACAUUCCAUAACCUACUCCAAGGAAAAUGACUUGGAAUCCAUGACAUGUACCACUAGUUCAGGAAGUAGUCGAGAAAAAUGGGGCAAGGAAAUCGAAUUCCUUUUAUCGUGCAUAGCUCUGUCGGUUGGACUUGGUAAUGUAUGGCGAUUUCCGUUUAUUGCCUUGGAAAAUGGUGGGGGAGCCUUCGUCAUUCCAUAUAUCAUUGUUUUGUUGUUGAUUGGAAGACCUGUGUACUAUAUGGAAGUGAUAAUUGGACAAUUUUCAAGUCGUGGAUGCAUAGAGGCUUUCGAUAUGGCACCAAUAAUGAGAGGAAUAGCAUAUGGCCAAGUGUAUGCAACUGCCUUGGCAACAACUUAUUACGCCUGUAUAAUGGCCAUAACUAUAAAGUACCUGAUAGCUUCGUUUUCAUUUACACUGCCAUGGACCCAUUGUCGUCCUGAAUGGGGACCGCAAUGUAUUGAUUCAACCGAAAUUGAACUCAAUAAUCAAACUGAAUUCACCAAUAGAACAUCUUCAGCUGAAAUAUAUUUCACAAAAGGAGUCCUUCGAGAGAAGCAUGAUAUAAAUGAUGGAAUUGGUACACCAAAUUGGGAUCUAGUUCUAUGUCUUGCUGCAGCUUGGCUUAUUAUCGGGACAACUUUAGUGAAAGGUAUACGCAGUUCAGGAAAGGCAUCUUAUUUUUUGGCAAUAUUUCCAUAUUUUGUGAUGAUUAUUUUGCUCUUUAGAGCAAUAACACUGCCAGGAUCAAUCGAUGGAAUAAUUUACUUUUUGAAACCUCAAUGGAAUCAGCUAUUGAAUGCAAAGGUUUGGUACGCAGCUAUUACCCAAAUGUUCUUCUCACUAGCAAUUUGUUUCGGAACUUUGGUCAUGUAUGCUUCAUACAACAAUUUUCGAAAAAACGUUUAUCGGGAUGUUAUUAUAAUUACUACAGUUGAUUCGUUAACAUCAAUCUUAGCUGGUUGUAUUAUUUUUGGCAUCUUAGGUAAUUUAGCCUAUGAAACUAAAGCCAAUGACAUUUCUAAAGUGGUCCAGGGUGGAGCUGGACUUGCUUUUAUAUCAUAUCCCGAUGCAAUUGCAAAAUUUAAAUAUUUUCCUCAAGCUUUUGCAGUGCUUUUCUUCCUGAUGCUACUAGUCUUAGGGAUUGGGAGUAACAUUGGAAUGACAUCGUGUGUCAUAACUGUCAUUAAGGACCGUUUUAAUCACCUCCCACAUUGGCUUUUAGCAACAAGUAUUUCGUUAAUCGGCUUUGGAUGUGGAAUCGUUUACCUCACUCCUGGAGGGCAGUUCAUUUUGAACUUGGUAGACUUUUUCGGAUGUUCAUUUAUAGCAUUGUUUUUGGCUAUCGCUGAGCUAAUUUCAGUAGCUUGGAUUUAUGGAGUAAAACGGUUUUGUCAGGAUAUAGAAUUUAUGUUCAAUAUCAAGACAGGAUUUUACUGGCGUAUAUGUUGGGGUAUUUUAACCCCCGGUUUGAUGUUCCUAGUUUUAGCUUAUACUGUAGUUACAUACAAGCCAUUAGAUUAUAAAGGCAUCACUUACCCGAAAGCAGUUUAUCAGCUUGCCUGGAUUAUUUGGGGUAUUGGAGUAGGGCAACUUCCGAUUUGGGGAUUUUAUGCUGUUUAUAAACAACCAGGGAAGACUUGGACUGAGAAAGUCAAAGGUGCCAUGGAACCAACCCACAACUGGGGACCCUUGGAGCCAAAAAUUCGUGAUGAAUAUCGUCAAUACCGUGCGGAGCUUGGUGACGAGAGACCAUUAAGUUUGUGGGAGCAAUUUUAUGAUAACGUUUUUGGAUAAUCCUGCUUCUUAAGCAGUUUUAUUACAAUUUCACAUGCAAUUUAGUAUUUAGUUGAACAAUUUUUAUACCAAAGGUCUUAAACGAGAACUAAGAGCCUUAGGUUUUUUUUUAACCAAAAAGCCUUCAAUGACAUUUAUAAGUUUGUUUUAAACUAUAUGUCAUGGAAAGUUUUGUGCAAAUUUUGAAAGCAUAUUUGCGCCAGUUUUAAUGCUCGCAUAACUAAUGUAUACGAUAUAUACUUUUUUUGAGCUUUUAUUUCUAAAAAAAUAGCUCAACGUAGAUUUUAGGUAGAUUAAUAAAAAAUAGUUUUUAGAAUU
This is a messenger RNA of Eupeodes corollae, 2385 nucleotides long. Its product is annotated as sodium-dependent nutrient amino acid transporter 1. The transcript has 11 exons. Gene Ontology annotation, molecular function: L-amino acid transmembrane transporter activity. Gene Ontology annotation, biological process: sodium ion transmembrane transport. The coding region runs from base 166 to 2067 and encodes 633 amino acids. Lineage: Eukaryota; Metazoa; Arthropoda; Insecta; Diptera; Syrphidae. Gene Ontology annotation, cellular component: membrane. The record is from RefSeq and is a predicted model, not a curated record.